GAGGGAUUGCUUCUUCUUCUUUCUUUUUCCUUCUUGAUUUCGAAAAGGACAAGUGGCCUAUUUUAGCUGGUAAAAAAUCAAAAGUGUUUUAUUUAUCUGGAAAUGCAUUGUUCUAAAAACUUAAGAAAAUUACUUUAAAACUAACCCAGAAUAGAAAAAAAACAGGGACUUCAGGGGGAUGUUUGAAAAGCAAGGAAUAUAAUAGCUGUUGCUUUUUUUUUUUCUUUCAGAAAUAUAGCAAGAUAUUAUGUUUAAGUUGGUGUUUUGUUACCCGGGCAUAAUGUGGGUCUAAGGAUUGUUGUUGGCAUAUUUUUUAAUAGAAAAGCAAGAAAAGGCAAAAGGGUAGUUGUUUCUCUGUCUCCAACGUUUAGGCAGAGAAAGAGAGAAAUGGUUAGAGAGUAUCUCUGCAAGAGAGAGAAAAAGAGCUCUUUGACCCUCCCUCCCUCCCCUUAUCUCUCGUUUGAAGGCCCUUUUGUCUUCCUGUUCGCAUUCUUCCAUUUGGAUUUCAUCAAUUUAUAAUUAAUUAGCUAUUCAAGCUCACCUGGGUAUUCUUCAGAUUCUCCUUUCAAGUCUUAAAAUCAACAGCAUUUCAAGAUCUUCAUUUUUUCGGAGAAAUUGGAAGUUGUGGAGAGAGGUCUUGAUUCAUGGGUAAUUGCUGUGUAACCCCUACUGGGGCUUCUUCCUCUGAGAAGAAAGUCAAAGGGAAAAAGAAGGAGAAGAAAAAUCCAUUCUUUGGUGAUAAUUAUGCUGUAAUCAAUGAAUCCGGAAAUGUGGAUAAGCUUGGGGUCUUGAAAGAACCUACUGGCAGGGAUAUCUUGGCGCAUUAUGAUCUGGGUCGUGAGCUUGGCCGUGGUGAGUUUGGUGUUACGUAUUUGUGUACUGAUAUAAACACUGGUGAGAAGUUUGCCUGUAAGUCUAUAUCGAAGAAGAAGCUAAGGACUGCUGUGGAUAUCGAGGACGUGAGGAGGGAGGUGGAGAUAAUGAAGCAUUUGCCUGCUCAUCCAAAUAUUGUGUCCUUGAAGGCUAGUUAUGAGGAUGAUUCUGCUGUGCACAUUGUGAUGGAAUUGUGUGAGGGAGGAGAGUUGUUUGAUAGGAUUGUGGCAAGGGGGCAUUACACAGAAAGAGCAGCUGCUGCAGUUAUGCGUACUAUUGUGGAAGUUGUCCAGAUGUGCCAUAAGCAUGGAGUCAUCCAUCGAGAUCUCAAACCGGAGAACUUCCUAUUUGCGAAUAAGAAGGAAACCUCUGCACUGAAGACAAUUGAUUUUGGAUUGUCAGUCUUCUUUAAACCUGGCGAGAGAUUUAAUGAGAUAGUUGGAAGUCCUUAUUACAUGGCUCCAGAGGUUUUAAAGCGCAAUUAUGGCCCUGAAGUUGAUGUCUGGAGUGCUGGAGUCAUUCUUUAUAUUUUACUUUGCGGUGUCCCUCCUUUCUGGGCAGAAACUGAGCAAGGGGUAGCGCAGGCAAUUAUUCGCUCUGUCAUUGAUUUCAAGAGGGACCCUUGGCCUAGAGUUUCUGAUAACGCGAAGGGUCUUGUGAUGAAAAUGCUUAAUCCUGAUCCUAAGCUAAGGCUUACAGCUCAGCAAGUGCUUGAGCAUCCUUGGAUACAAAAUGCAAAGAAGGCUCCAAAUGUCCCACUCGGUGAGACUGUGAAAGCAAGGCUCAAACAGUUUUCUGUGAUGAAUAAGCUCAAGAAAAGAGCUCUGAGGGUGAUAGCUGAACACUUGUCAGUGGAGGAAGUAGCUGGCAUAAAGGAGGCCUUUGAUUCGAUGGACACUGGAAAAAAAGGCAGCAUUAACCUUGAGGAGCUUAGGGUUGGGUUGCAAAAGCUCGGCCAACAUAUUGCUGAUGCAGAUCUUCAGAUCCUUAUGGAAGCUGCUGAUGUUGAUGGUGAUGGAGCUCUGAAUUAUGGAGAGUUCGUAGCGAUUUCAGUUCACAUUAAAAAAAUGGGCAAUGAUGAGCACCUGCAUAAGGCUUUCGCAUUUUUUGAUCGGAACCAGAGUGGUUACAUUGAGAUUGAAGAGUUGCGAGAAUCUUUGAAUGAUGACAUUGACACAAGCAGUGAGGAUGUUAUCAAUGCUAUUAUGCAUGAUGUUGACACUGACAAGGAUGGGCGCAUAAGUUAUGAGGAGUUUGCUACGAUGAUGAAGGCUGGUACAGACUGGAGAAAAGCCUCCAGGCAAUAUUCACGGGAAAGAUUUAACAGUCUGAGCAUAACAUUAAGGCGGGAUGGAUCAUUGCAGGUAGCCAGUUAAGAGUAGGCGAAUCAAUAUUCAGUUACCAGAGAAGAAAAAACCAGCAGUUGCUGUUUGGUCUAUGGAGUUGUUCUUAAUUUUUUCCUUCUUUCUUUUUUCAUAGGACCUUUUGGAUAGGUAGGAUUAGAGUCAUGGUCUUACUGUCCUUAAUAUGAUCAGAAUUUGUUUCUCAUGGGAUAGUUGCAGGAGAAGAGAUACACUAAUGGUAGAGAAAAGUUGGCAAGGAUGCACCACAACAUGUAUUUGUAAAUAUGUGAUCAUCAAUUAGUCUUACAGGUCCUUUUUCAUUGGAGACAUCUGUCUAAAUUACAGUUCAUUUGCUCACGUCCUGUUAAUGACAGAAACGAGCACUUUCUAUUA
Populus nigra (black poplar) is the source of this 2609-nucleotide messenger RNA. RefSeq names its product calcium-dependent protein kinase 7-like. Gene Ontology annotation, molecular function: ATP binding; calcium-dependent protein serine/threonine kinase activity; calmodulin binding. Gene Ontology annotation, biological process: protein autophosphorylation; peptidyl-serine phosphorylation; intracellular signal transduction. Gene Ontology annotation, cellular component: cytoplasm; nucleus. The coding region runs from base 645 to 2249 and encodes 534 amino acids. NCBI's taxonomy places the organism in Eukaryota, Viridiplantae, Streptophyta, Magnoliopsida, Malpighiales, Salicaceae. The record is from RefSeq and is a predicted model, not a curated record. The transcript has 9 exons.